UGAUAAUAUGGAUUUGUGUUUUCUUCUUAUUAUUCAGUAUCUUCAAAGCGCAAUCGAAUAGUGUGUUGUUUUUACGCUUCAAAUCUCGAUUGAUUAUAUGGAUGUUGGUUUUUUACAUCAUUAUUAAUCAUGAUGUGCGUUGUUGUAUGAAUAACUAUCCCGUCAAUCGGAAUUCACUCUCCCGAAUCUAUAAAUUUGAGGUUGGUUGAAAUUGUUAAAUCGUGAGUUGCAAAAUGGACUCUCUUGAUUGAAACCAGUGGGGUAGUUCGGGAUAGAAUAUUUUUCACAGUUAUUGUUUUGAAUUGAAUAUGUUUCAGAUCGUUAUAUGGGCUACAAAAAGCAAAGAGUCAUGAUUUGAUCUGAUUUGGUUUGUUCUUGAUGCAACUUUUAUUUGUGAUUUCGAUGAAUGUUGUUCCUAGUUUCCUAAGUAAGUGAUUUUUUAAAUGCUUUUUUUGAUGUAUUAUAGUUUUCAUUAUGAUAUAUCUUUAAGAAUAUGUUAGGUAAAAGCCAGUAUAUCUUUGGUGAGAUAUGAUAAGUUCACUUUUUUAGUUAAGCAAAAGUGAAUGAUUAAGAAACAUUUUUUUGAUAAAAGAAUGUAGUAUUGUGACUGAAUAUCUGUUAGAAUUGGAAUCUAUGAAGCAAAUGAUGCCAGGGUGUUUAUAUUCUAAAGGGAACUUAACUCAUGCAUUAUGACAAGUAGAACUUACAUCAUUAAUUUAAUCUAGGGUGAAGAAUGUACACUAUCGAUUAAUAUAUCUGAUGGCGAAUUAUUUUGUUACUUGGCAAGUUGGCAUUGUUGGGCAUCAAUGUAGUUAAAUUAGUAACUUUGCUGUCCGAUUAAGCUAGGGGUGUUUCAAAAGUUUGCCGCAACUCAACUUUCUGUCGUUAUUGCCUCUUUAUGAGGGUUUAACCAUUAAAGGCAAUCUGAUUUUUUUUUUUGCAGUGGGAUAUUUGACCCAACAUAUUUUUUGUCUGUGAAUUUUACAACAGCUCAUAUUGCAGUUCCUUAUUCUCAGGAGAAAGGAUGUGAUGUGAUGUGAUGGGGGAGACUUUACGCCUUUUCCAAUCAAAUAAGAAGUUGGAGCUGAGAAUUACUGCUACUCAAGAUCUACCUAAAAGUCGUUUACUUAUUUCAAUUGCAAACAGAUCUUCAAAGAAGACGCUUAAAUGUGUUACUCCAAUGAAAGUUAGUAUGGUGGCCACUGGUGGUGCUGGGGAAAUCAUAGUCUUUCUUUUGACAACUGCAGUACUAGAGAUGGUCCGCAGGUUCUCUUCGGCCAACUGUCCAUUUAUUUGGCGUGGGCUUCAGGCGCUUCAAGUUCUCUGCUUCCCACCAUUUAAAUGGAUCCAAAAAUGGGCUCCUUUCAGUGGUUUGGUUAAAGGAAUGCAGACUUUGUCAAGGCCAUUGAUGUUCCUCUCAGUGGCAACUGGUUUCUUUGAUGAAUCAAGCUCCUCAAAAGGAACGCUUAGUGGUUUGAGUGCUGAUCUAACAGAACUAUCUACACAAUUGUCCACCCAAGGCAGAGGGCCCGUCAACAAGGUUCCGAGAAGUGUUACUAUGGAAGAUUGGUUAGUGGAACUCUAUGCAGAGCUUGAUCAGCAGGGUAUUACUAUACCAGAGAGGAUUAAUGAGGAGGAGCUUCGUAGAUUUUACGCUGUCUCCGAUGGUGACUUUGCAAGGUUUUUAUCAUCAGUUAAGAAGACCAUUCGAUGGAGGCAGAAAUACACUCUUCUUUCACCACAAGAACUUGAGGCUUGGGCCAACUUGGUCUUUUGGCAUGGAUCUGAUGUGAUGCAACGACCUUGCCUCAUAAUACGUGUUGGACUUGCAGGCUCUAGUUUGGUUUCAAAUGGUCGAGCACAGUUUGUUAGAGCAGUUGUUUCCCAGGUAGAAUAUGGAGUUCUAAACUUGCUUGAUGUGGAGCAUCCUCAGCUUAUUGUCUUGAUGGAUUGUGAGGGAUUAUCACCCUUUGGAUUCCCUGUACAGACAUUUAGAUCAUGUGUGGUACUUCUUCAAGAUCAUUACCCAAAUCGGCUUGGGUGUUUACUUGUUGUACGACUUCCGUCCGUUGCCCGAGUGAUAACACAAACUUUAUUUCAAGUUUUGAAGCCUAGAACCCAGCAAAAGUUAACGGUUGCUGGAGAAGACUACCAACAGGUUCUUUCGAGAUACUUUGAAGAAUUCCCAACCUUUCUUGGUGGCAACUGUUGUUGCUCUAAAUGUGCAAAUGAGGUAGAGACAGUUGUCGAAAGAACAAACGUUGCAUCUACUGAGGUUUAUGUUGGUAGUAGUAGCUUAGAUAUAAACUGGGAGCACGUAAAGAUAGCUGCUGCGGCCGCAUUGCUGUUGUGGGUGUUUGGUGUUUUCUUUUUAGCAGCUUAUUAUCACCAGCUCCUGUUCCCUAACACAAGUGAUUCUUGAAACCACUGUUUUUUGGCAAAUGCUUGUUAUGAUCAUCGGACAUAUUUAACAUAUUGGUUUAACA
This is a messenger RNA of Cynara cardunculus var. scolymus (artichoke), 2486 nucleotides long. RefSeq names its product phosphatidylinositol/phosphatidylcholine transfer protein SFH11-like. Lineage: Eukaryota; Viridiplantae; Streptophyta; Magnoliopsida; Asterales; Asteraceae. The transcript has 7 exons. The record is from RefSeq and is a predicted model, not a curated record. The coding region runs from base 1040 to 2422 and encodes 460 amino acids.